AUGGAACCGUUUAAAAUAACAGCAUGGUGCUUUGUAGUAAUAUCAUUUUGUGGUCAUAAUGUGUUCGCAAAUCACAAUGAUCCUAUAGCUACUUUAGAAUAUCUGGAAUACUGUUUUGAUUCUAUGGAGAGGGACCUUCUGGAGAUUGGGGAGUACAUAGAGGUCAUUUCCCAUGCAUACACGGAAGUAUUUCACAGUAAAAUGAAAGGUCAACGUGAAGAUAAAAGAAACAAAAUUCUAACGAAUGAAGACUAUUCACAAACAAAAGAGCGUAAUGGACGUGUGCCCGCCAAUGUCAACGUUUCAAUAUUGUUUUCUCCAACAAUGCGAACCCCGACAACUACAGCAACACCGACCAAUCCUCUGACAACGAUAUCAUCAACACCGACAACUACACAAAUAACAAAUACAAAGACAACAAUAACUACAACACCAACAACGACAACUACAAUACUAUCAACUGCAACAACACCGACUACAUCUACAACAAGACCAAUUACAGAUACAACAACACCAACUACAACUACAACACCAACUACAACAACAACACCAAGUACAACAACAACUACAACAACACAAACUACAACGCCAACUACAACAACACCAACUACAACAACAACUACAACAACAACACCAACUACAACAACACCAACUACAACAACUUCAACAAAAACAACUACAACACCAACUACAACAACAACACCAACUACAACUACAACACCACCUACAACAACACCAACUACCUCAACAACCCCAACUACAACAACAACACCAACAACAACAACACCAACUACCACAACAACACCGACUACAACAACAACACCAACAACAACUACAACACCAACUACUACCACAUUACCCACUACCACUGAACGCAUCAUCCCACCGGUUGUGUUCCAAGCGUCGCUUACAAAUGUAUAUCCUAUAAUGAGUUCCAAACAGGUUAUAGUGUUCGACCGGGUGAUCACCAAUGUCGGUCACGCAUACGACAGUAAUUUUGGACUGUUCAAGGUACCGUACAAUGGUGUAUACGAAUUCAUAGUGACUGUGGCUGCAGCUAAAAACCACUUUGUAGAUGUGAUGUUGGUGCAGAAUGCUGCCAUCCUUUGUAAGGCUCAUGCAGCAUUAUCUGAUCAGGGUAUUGGCAUUUGUGUGGCAAUUGUGCAUGCUACAAAAGAUGAUGAUAUAUUUGUUCGUCACUUCAAUGGGAAAGGGUCACAUUUGACUGGACAGAAUGGCUAUUCGCCCUUUUCAGGACAUUUGAUCAGUGCAGAUGUUAUCAACUAA
Ylistrum balloti is the source of this 1287-nucleotide messenger RNA. RefSeq lists its product as uncharacterized. The coding region runs from base 1 to 1287 and encodes 428 amino acids. Gene Ontology annotation, molecular function: protein binding. The record is from RefSeq and is a predicted model, not a curated record. NCBI's taxonomy places the organism in Eukaryota, Metazoa, Mollusca, Bivalvia, Pectinida, Pectinidae. The transcript is spliced from 2 exons.